GAAAGCCGGCGCGAGUGCAUAGCCAGUAAAGGGCACGACAGUCCGUACUGUGUCUGUAAUACCACUUAUUGCGAUGAUUUGGAUCCCAUUGUGAAACAACCGAAGGGAACGGUACUUGUGUUUGAGACCAACAAAAAGGGCGAUCGACACAAACGAACAGAAUUGAAAGUCUCGACACAAUAUACAGAGACAGCCGACGAGAGUAUUGUUUUGACAAUCGAUAAGAACACUAAAUACCAGAAAAUCAUUGGCUUUGGCGGAGCUUUCACUGACGCGAGUGGUCUUAAUCUGAAGAGUUUGCCACAAGAAUUGGCCACAAAUGUGAUCAAAGACUAUUUCUCUGCCAACGGUAUUGAGUAUAGUAUGGGUCGGGUGCCAAUAGCCGGGUGCGACUUCUCUCCGCGCGCCUAUACAUACAACGACCAAAAGGAUGACUUUCUCGAGUUCUGUAAGCGGGAGGUCUUCCUCCUGCUUCUGAUAUUCCUGGACGCCUAUAAAGCCAAUGGCAUUGAGUUUUGGGGACUGACUGUAGAGAACGAACCGGGAGCUGGAUAUCAGGCCACCUAUGGAUUCAAUUGUUUGGGUUUUAACGAAACGCUUGAACGGGAUUUCGUGAAAAUGGAUUUGGGGCCGGCGCUCAAAAAAGCUGGUUAUGGUCAGGACAAACUCAAUCUUAUGGUAUAUGACGACUAUGGGGACAAAAUAGUCAAUUGGGCCGACGUUUGCUUUAACGACAAGGAAACGGCUCAAUAUAUCAAUGGAAUUGCUUAUCACUGCUACGGGAAUGGAGCAAAUUGGGGCGAUGUAUUGGAAAAAGUUCAUCAGCGACACCCUGAUCAGUUUGUCAUAUCGAGUGAAUGUUGCCAAGAAUUUAAAAUCCUAAAAGCGGGAACUCCCGUGAGAUUAGGAGUUUGGGAUAACUCAGAGUCCUAUACCAGAGAUAUUAUGAUUGUUAAUGAGAAUAUAGUCUUAAAUCUCGUGACCUGCUCCCCAACCCACCUCACCUUAAACCACGAGCUAUACAUGCCUGUCGGAUUAACCCGAGUUUUCUCAUCGGAGGCACCCAUUCUGGUGAACUCAACCGGCAAAGAAUACUAUAAAGACCCGAAAUUCUAUAUUUUGGGCCAUUUCUCCAAAUUCUUAGCACCAGAUUCCGUGAGAGUGUCCGUAAAACCCGACAAAACAGUGAAUGGCUUUGAUUCGGUUGCGUUCGUCAGACCCGAUAACGCGACGGUUGUUAUCGUAUAUAAUCAGAGAGAUAUUCCCACGGAUUUGAUAAUUAAAGACCAAACUGUUGGACAAAUUAAAACCAAAAUAGAGUCCCGUUCUCUACAGACUUAUAUUUAUUGGAAUUAA
Molecule: messenger RNA, 1356 nt
Organism: Oppiella nova
Lineage: Eukaryota; Metazoa; Arthropoda; Arachnida; Sarcoptiformes; Oppiidae
Source: the annotation of a GenBank genome assembly